Messenger RNA from Colletotrichum spaethianum, 585 nucleotides. RefSeq lists its product as uncharacterized. The record is from RefSeq and is a predicted model, not a curated record. The transcript has a single exon. Bases 1 to 585 code for a protein of 194 amino acids. NCBI's taxonomy places the organism in Eukaryota, Fungi, Ascomycota, Sordariomycetes, Glomerellales, Glomerellaceae.
AUGCACAAUACUAAGACCACCAUCGACCCGGAUGCCAGAGUUCCCGUCGAGUGGCAUUUGACCAGGGUGGCUCUCUUGCAGCUUGUUUGGGAACUUGACUUUGCCGGUCUUCCCGAUGACUUUGACAACUAUGAUGUCGCAAAUAACAUCUGUGUGCUAAUGGUCAAUGGUGUGAAACACCCAGAUUACGCCCUCCUCAAUGAGGAUGUAUACUUCAAUAGCCAUGCGGCGGGGGCAGCGCUGCAAGACACAUGGCCCAAUGAUCCUGCGCAAAAGCGUUGGGUUGAGUCAGCCGGACUGGUACUAGAGGGUGCCAACUCGACGCGGGUAGCGACUCCCGAGGAAUUGCGCGACCACCUCGGAUUCGAGGAGUCCGCGGACAAUAGUUGCUCACGAGAAAUCAAGAAGCUGAAGGAUAUGGCCAGGAACUUUAGGGACAAGGCUGAGAGGGCAGCUAACUCAGCUGCUGAAGCGCCCGCACCUGGGCUAACGCCAGUCUCUGAGCACAACAUCAUUCAAGUCCCGCGUCCCAGCCAAUCCGGACGGUCUUUUGACUCUGAUAUCCCUAUGUAUACUGGUGUUUGA